Molecule: messenger RNA, 801 nt
Organism: Haemonchus placei
Lineage: Eukaryota; Metazoa; Nematoda; Chromadorea; Rhabditida; Trichostrongylidae
Source: the annotation of a GenBank genome assembly
AUGUUUUACCAUCAGUGCUCACCGUCCAUCUUUUAUAACGCUAAUUUCAGACCCCAUGGCUCGUCAGAAGUUUUUGAUGAUACUACCGCUAAUCCUCUCAUUGAGACUGAUGAGAAAUAUAAUACAAAAUAUGUGGGUGGAGACUCAAGGAAAAUUGCUAUGCGCAAAAAUAAGAAGAAAUCCAAAACUCGAGAACCUUUAAUGAUAAUUGUUUCAAUUGGAGCUUUAGUUGUGGCAAUUGCCCUGGUUCUGGUUUUAGUUCUGAUAGCGAUUAUAGUCGUGACCAAAAGGAGACGUGCGAAACAAAAACCUAAAUCAACACCCGUAGCGGCUAAACAACCUCGUAAGAUGGAGAGCGAAGAUUUGAACCGAGUUAAGUUCCAGACAGCGGGACCGCUGGUGAUGAACCGAAAGCUACAAGGUCCAGUGAAACAUGCUCUCGACAACGAAAUUUCUACAAUACUGAAGGGUGUGGAAUUUGAUGCUCGUCAGAACGAACUCGUUGAAAUCGGGUCAAACGUAGAAGUGGUCGAGGGUGAUGGUGGUACUACGGACGCGGAUACAAUUGCCAGCAAAGAAUCCACUGUCAAGCCACCACCAAAAAACCUACCACAUACUCCGAUCCAACCUCAAGCAAUCGAUCGACCGGUUCCACGAGGGCCUAAUCAACUAAAUCCCACUCCACUUCAAAAACCACUGACGAGUACCACUCCAGCUCAAAAACCACCGACGAAGCCCUCUCCAAUUCAAAAACCACCGACGAAGCUCACUCCGAUUCAAAAAACACCGACGAAUAUGUAA